CAUAGAAUUCCCAAUUUGAAUCCGUCACAUACAACAAAGGUUAAUAGGAAUUGAGGACGCCCAUUGUGAUCCCAUCCUUUUCAAAAUAGUGAAUGAUUUUCAAAACGUUAACGUUUAACCAUAAGAAAGUCGGCGCCGUCCAUAGUGGACUAUCCGCCCUGCCCCAAGUUAACUGUUGUCUUUCUGUGAUAAAGAAAAGUAAUUUGUGAUCUUAUCCAUAAAUCCGAUGAGUGGUAGCGGUAGAAAUGAGUUUCGCGAUAGAAAUAACCAAAAUUCGAAUGCAGGGGCGACGGGUCGUUCUAAGUCACCGAAACCGGUGGAGAGCAAAAAUCGAAAUGCCAACGUUGAUGCGCUGAGGAAUAUGCAGUUGGACGGGUUUCCUGGAGCUGUUAACAUAGCUGCGGAGCGAUUACAGGCAGAACGCCUAAAGGCUAUGAGGACUUUGGAGCUGGUAUCUGAUUUGGAGAAAUCUACACGCUGUAAAUUAGCUCGAAAAUCAGAUAUAACACCAGAUAAAGCUAGAACAGGUCUCAAUAAAACUGACUACGUUCCAUACAGCAAGAAGGAAUCAUUCAACAUUUCCGACUUAGUUGCUGACCACACAAUCGGCAUAAAAGACUUAACAUCCCCCCUUAAUAAAAUCUCAUUUGAACCAUCAGAGAUGACGGGUCGUUCAACAAUGUGCCUCCCGCAGGCAGUGGAACAUUCCCGACCGCAAAUGAAAAGUGUGAAAGAAAUCCUUGCACAAAGUGUCGUGGAAGACGUGCGGAGUUUGAGUGAAACACUUCCGAGCUCAAUCGACGACGCGAGCAUAGUGCGAACAGUCGAUAAUAUCCCCGAUUUGGAAUCGUCUUUGGCGAGUAGUUUCCGAUCAUCUUUGAGAGGAUGUAGAGUUAGCGAAACUAGCGACAUGUUUGGCGAAAGUUUCAAACCUGCUGAGUUUAUGAUGUCGAAAUUGGAUGCAGAUGAACGAUCAUGGGAGCAACAGUAUGCGGACAUUCCAGGUUCGUGCAAGAAGGACCUAUCUCCUGAAAUCGCAACGCCACAACGUAGACCAAAUGAUCGGGAUUUUUCAAUUGGCGGUUACUUCAAUAAACACUCCGAUAGUCUUCGAAGUAUCUUGUCGGACAUGCAUAGCCCUCCGAAAAGACCACCUAUUGCUUUAAGAGAUGAUUCAACGGCAAAUUUGGAAAAUCUUACUUCUACCAUGAGCUCCAAAAACAAUACAGAGAUGCAUACACAAAAUAUCGAUAGCAGAACCAACAGCAGAUAUGGAAAAUCAAACGAUACCAGAAACAAAUCUCAGUAUCUAAGCUUGUCGGCGAUCGAAAAAGCAUUAAAUGAGAUUGACCUAGAUGACUCAAUAAAUAUAAUCAAGAGCCGAUUUUCACUAGUGAAGAAAGAAUCGAGACCGGACAGGCCACCAGAAUCUAGUGCGGCUCAUAGAGCAAGCACAUCAUUUACGAGGGAAAACGAUUCAGCAGAGAAAGAAAAUCGUACUCCAAAUAGAGAUCGCACUCUGGAACAAACUAUCGAUGCCACAAGAUCAGUGCUAGAUUUUUCUGGGAAUAGUUUGAUGCCAGAUGGCUCAUUUACAAGAAAACUGCUUGAACAUCCCUCAAGCUGGAAAGUAUCAUCAUCAACUGAGCUAAUAACUCCAAUUCAACAACAAAAACGUAGAAAACGUUCACACUCUUCCACACGAAUCGAUUCAGAGGUUCCAUCAGAUCACGAAAUCCCAGCUAGGCGAUCACGCUCUCCUUCGAGUCACUUGGAACUCGCCGCUGCGUCCGGUUCUGCUGCUAAAUCAUCAACAACGCAAUCACGAUCCAUCGCAGACCUGACACCUCUAUCAACGCUUUCCACAAAUCACACAAUAACUGAGACAGAUCGGAAAUUUUUAAUGGAUGCCAAGUCUCCUGAUUAUGGCAAAUUUUCGCUCCCAAGCUAUGGACCAGUAACGGCAACAGGAUCAACUUUAUCGAAUUUAUGCGUUAAAUCUCGUUGCACUUCUCAAUGCUCCAGUACAAGUGAAUUUAGCCAUCGUGACGGGAAAAUCCCAUUGAAAGCAACUGCACUUGAAAUAUCUUGGGGGAGCGUACCACUGAGAAAAACUAUGCAGAAAUCACUGCAAAUAAAAAACACAUCGAAUAAGCGUUUGGUUAUGAAAGCUGAAGUCACGGGACCAGGAUUUCAACUUGCUUCGCCUUCGACGGAAUCUUCCAAUUUAGUAGUACUCCAUUCGCAGGAGUGCCGCACGGUAAAUUUAUGUUUCUGUCCUACUGUGAUUGGUGCUGCUGCAGGUCAGCUUGUUUUUUCGUCGCCAUAUAAAGAUGGGAACACCUCUCCGCACAUAAUAAAUUUGUAUGGAUAUGGUGGGCAUUCAAAUAUCAUCCCACGAGGAAUAUCAAAAGGGCCUAUCGGGUCGCCGUACCUUUGUAUAGGCGAACUUAAGCAACUCUCAGCUGCAUUGGAAGAGUCGUUUACGCUGUUUAAUAAGGGGCCCUUAACUGGAUUCGCAUGCGUCGUAAUUGAUUCGAUUGGUCUCGACUUGCCUCGUCUCUGUGACUGCAUAACCAUUUCUCCAAAAAAUGUACUCAUAAAACCUGAGAGCAGUGCUCCGAUUACAAUAACUUUCCGCCCACGUCGGGAGGAUAUCAAGAAAAUAUACAAAAGACUUGUUGUCAGAAACAAUGACGUCAUAACAUUAGCAAAUCUGAAACUAAUUUGCGGAGAAGAUGCAACACGUCGCCGAAUACGCAAUUUAAUCCAACAAAUGAACGACACCGAGAGAUCAAAAUUUGAAGGUUUGCCGCAAAUCUGGGCACCACUUCCUGGCGAAGAAUCUAUCAAACACUUUGAUGGCAUCAAGGAAAAAGCCGAUACAGCAUUUGAACUGCUAAGUACCCUGCGUUCCCACGAAAUUGCAAUCACUUUAAACCAUUCCAUGCUCGAAAACACUAUUCAGGAUACAUUGCUUUUCUCUGAAAAUGACGAGACUGUUAUGUUUCGCACAAUCGUUUCUGAUACAUCGUUUUGCGGUAGCACAAAUGAUCUAUCGCCAAACGUUCGUGAAAAUGAUACAUUGGAAAUGCAUCGUAAUAGUGUGGAAUCGUGGUCAGUUCGUCCAAAUAAGAUUGAAAUUGACCCGACAGACCGAGCAGUUGAUAAAGCCGUUUUCAGUAUUUGUAGUAAUUUUUUGAUAAGGAAAUCGUUUCGUGUUGAUUCGAAUUGUAAGCAUCUGUUGCAAUUUUCACCGAAUGAAGGGAAUAUUGCGCCUGGUGAGGAGGUUCAGGUGAAAGUUGGAAUGAAACUUGGGUUCUUAUCGACGGAACCAAUCCAAAUUUGGAUUUAUUUGGGUGAGGAUAAGAUAAACUUGCCAGUGAUAAUAAAAAAGGAUAAUUUCCCCGAACAUCUUAGAUAAGUCUCGUAUUAAAUAUUCCACUAUUGAAGGCAACUCGUAGAAAAUGUACUUAACUAUGCAUAAAACGGUCCUUAUUAUUUAUGGUUGCGCAUUAGAUAUUUUAAUUUCAAUAAAAAG
Hermetia illucens (black soldier fly) is the source of this 3541-nucleotide messenger RNA. RefSeq lists its product as uncharacterized. The transcript is spliced from 9 exons. The record is from RefSeq and is a predicted model, not a curated record. Lineage: Eukaryota; Metazoa; Arthropoda; Insecta; Diptera; Stratiomyidae. The coding region runs from base 227 to 3424 and encodes 1065 amino acids.